Molecule: messenger RNA, 2932 nt
Organism: Planococcus citri (citrus mealybug)
Lineage: Eukaryota; Metazoa; Arthropoda; Insecta; Hemiptera; Pseudococcidae
Product: probable ATP-dependent RNA helicase DDX43
Exons: 12
Coding region: 241-2595 (784 amino acids)
Molecular function (GO): ATP binding; RNA binding; RNA helicase activity
Source: RefSeq, a predicted model, not a curated record
AAGGAAGAUUGGCGGUAUGGUUUUGUCAUCCAUGAUUGUUUUACUUUUUUCUUUUCAAUUUUCUUCUGAAGAUUUCCAUAGCUUUCGUUUUAUAUUUAGCAGAUGUUUUUCGAUGAAUACCAGAAAUGAAAAUUGUGAUUUGUUUUAAUCGCGUUUAAAGUCGUUAUUUCGAAAGCACCAGAGUUAUUUCUGUGAAGGUGUGCUUAUUAAUUGCUGAGCUCGAGAAUUUUAAAAAGAAUAAUGGAGGAUAAUUGGGACUCAAACGACGGUACUACCUGGGAACCGAAACAGAAAGAGCAGAAAACAAUAUAUUCUCAGUCAUUUUCGCGUGGCGGAGGUUCCGGUGGUGGUCGUGGCGGUCAGCGGAAUUUUAGAGACCGUAAUGACCGUCCUAAUCGGCGCGACGAUCAGGAUGGCGGCUUUGGGGCUCAAAGCGACAACGGAGGUCGCCCCAGCUACGGUAGAAGUAACUACGAUCGCGGUGGCGGAAACCGAAACCGGUAUCAGCGUGAUGAGCACGAUCAUCGCGAUAAUUCGGAGCAAGAUUCCGGCUCCACGAAAGUGAUCCACGUGAAUACCUCGUGUGUGGGUAAAAUUAUCGGUAAAGGUGGUUCCAACAUAAGGAAUUUAUCUCAAGAGACUGGAGCUAGAAUCAACGUGAAUCGUGAAAAUCGUGGCGAAACCACCGAAGUAACGUUGUCUGGUUCCGAAGAACAGAUCGCUCUGGCCGAGCAGAAAAUCAACGAAAUCGCUAACGACACUUCGUCUUCGUUUUCUAGACCGUUUGAACGAAGAGAUAAUAACUCCUCGACGUUUGAACGUAGAGAUAAUAACUCGUCGUUCGAACGCAACGAUAAUUUCAAUAAUUCAAGAUCGUACGACAACUCGCGAUCUUUCGAACGUCAAGAUUACAAUCGUUCGGAUAAUUUUAAACAAUCCGGUGGUCGAAACGAUAGAUACAACUCGAACUAUUCGCAAGACAGAAGCGGUCCUCCUCCAAGAUUUUCUGACCGACCUUCUUACUCGGAUUCUACACAGAACAGUUACCGAAGUCAGCCUCAACAAAGUCAGGAACCCGAAACGGACCCCAACUUUAAACCAAUCGAUUGGAGCGCAGUUUACGAUGAAUCGGAUAAGAAAGCUGCUGCUUAUUUGGCUGCCCUACCACCAAUUGUUAAGGAUUUUUAUGUCGAAGACCCUGAGGUUGCGAAUAUGUCUCCGUUAGAAGUUUCCGAAUUCAGAUUGAAAAACAUGAAUAUAUCGGUAUCUCGCGAGUUCGCCGAAAAAGACGAAGAAAUAAUACCGAUUCCAAAUCCAGUCAAAACUUUCGAGCAAGCUUUCAGCCCAUUUCCUGAAAUUUUGAAAACUAUUUACGACCAAGAGUUCACCGUACCAUCUCCAAUUCAGUCCCAAGCUUGGCCCAUCAUUUUAAGCGGUCAAGAUAUGAUCGGCAUUGCCCAGACGGGAACUGGCAAAACGCUAGCUUUUCUAUUGCCUGCUUUAAUUCAUAUAGAAGGUCAACCGACACCUCGUGCUCAACGUAAUGGGCCUACUGUGGUUUGUUUGAGUCCGACUCGCGAGUUAGCUUUGCAAAUCGAGAAAGAAAUUAAUAAAUAUAGUUAUCGUGACAUUAAAUGCGUUUGUGUUUACGGCGGUGGUGACCGUAAAAAACAGAUCAAAUGGUUGAAAGAAGACAGACCGGAAAUAAUCGUUGCGACUCCAGGACGACUCGAUGAUCUAUUGCAAUCUGACAUUAUUAAAUUCGAUUCCGUCUCGUACGUGGUUUUGGACGAAGCUGACAAAAUGUUGGAGAUGGGCUUCGAAUGUCAGAUCAGAAAGAUCCUCAUUGGUAUAAGAUCUGACCGACAAUCUAUUAUGACUAGUGCCACGUGGCCUGCGGACGUGAGACGAUUAGCUUCUCAAUACAGUGUGAAUCCUAUCCAAGUGGUAGUCGGCUCUUUGGACUUGACAGCCGUUCAUUCCGUUACUCAACACAUUGAAAUUCUCGACGAAGAAGAGAAAAGAGAACGUCUCGAUGAAUUUUUGCGAAAUAUGGGACCUGACGACAAAGUUAUUGUAUUCUGCGGAAAGAAAUCCGUCACAGAUGAUAUUUCUUCGAAUUUAAUCCUGUGCGGUGUCCAAUGCCAAAGCUUACACGGUGAUAGAGAGCAAGUUGAUCGAGAACAAGCCCUCAAUGAUUUAAAAACCGGUGCUGUGCGUAUCCUAAUCGCGACUGAUGUCGCUGCUCGAGGAUUAGAUAUUGCCGACAUUACUCACGUCUUUAACUACGACUUCCCGAAAAAUAUCGAAGAAUAUGUGCAUAGAAUCGGUCGUACGGGCAGGGCCGGACGAAGUGGAGAGUCGGUUUCGUUGUUUACUCGAAAAGAUUGGGCCAAUGCGGCGGAUUUGAUUAAAAUUUUGGAAGAAGCCAAUCAGGGUGUUCCUGAAGAACUUUUCGGUAUGGCUGAGCGAUUCGCAGCCAGAGUGAAACGAGAUGGACCUGGAGGAUUCCGCGGUCGUGGCGGCGGUAGAGGUCGUGGUGGUGGCCGUGGCCGAGGAGGCGGCGGUGGCGGCGGUGGAUUCAACCGUUAUUAAUUCUAAGAAUAUCGAAUGAGAACUGAUUUUAAGAAUUUUUUCGUUGGGAAGAUUUUUUUUUAUUAAUUUUGUAAUGAGCUAUACUACUCCGGAAAUUUCGAAUAUGUUGAAGAGACAUUGUUUACGUUAAGUAAGUGAGUUGUUAUUAAUUCUUCUCAAAAACGAAAUGAACCUCGAAUUCACCUAUUCGGAAGUUUGUUUAUUGUUUGUUAUUUGUUCUCUCGUUUUGAAAUCAUUUCAUUGUUUUUUUUUUAUAUAUAUAUUAUAUAUUAUGUUUCUUUCAUUUAUUUUUAUUAUAUAAUUUGUUUGAUUUUUAAUAUAUUAGUUGGAACCUUGA